AUGCCCGCUCCCAAAGCAGAAGACCAUGAGGCCGACUUGCCAGGCCACAUGUCUGAUAUUGAGGACGAUAACGAGCCUUCAAUUCAGGACGACGACAACAUGGCUGAUUUUAAGAAAAGAUAUGACCCAAAGGACCCUCAAAGACCUAGGAGAAAGAAGGCGCGAAGAGCUUGCUUUGCCUGCCAAAGGGCUCAUCUUACCUGCGGUGAUGAGCGGCCUUGCAAGCGCUGUAUCAAGCGCGGCCUAGCAGACGCCUGCCAAGACGGCGUGCGAAAGAAAGCAAAGUAUCUUCACGACGCGCCGCCUGAAGCUCUUCGACCCGUGCUCGGACCCAACUACAACCCCAAGUCUGAACACACUCGUGCCAACGGUCAACGGCAAACCCCCAGUCAUUCGGAUACAGUCUCGACUGCCACGGGAAGUAACGGCGGCGGCGGCAGCUUCCUGCCUCAGAACACCGGGACUCCAUUUGUGUUUGGCACCUCGAACCAGACCCAAGUUGGCUUAUCAGAUACCCUGCCGUUCAACCCGCAAGCAACGGCAACUGUCCAAAGUAAUGCUGCUACCGCCGCAUCCCAGAUGGACAACAUGAUUCAAGGCAACCACACCAUGGAUUUCAACACACUGUUUGACCAUAGCAACCCCGCCCUGUACAAUUUUGACUUGGAGGGCCUCAACUUCGGCAGCCAGUAUGCUGGCUGGGAAUUCGGAAUUUUGAACAAGAUGGGAUUGGCGGCAGAAACGCCCUCGCGAGACAACAACUCCAUCUCAGCUACCCCAACCACGGAGGCUACCUAUGCAUCUCUCUUUGGCAACGGCCCGAAUCAACCGUUCGAUGCAAUGAUGGCGGGCAGCGACUACUCGGGGGUCGACUCAAACAGCAAUAUAUACUCCCAAGACAAUCUGCAGCAUGGCCUACCCCAUGCAUACGCCAUUCCGGCUGGGCCCAACAGCCUUGCCAGUCCCAGCACGGAUGCGACGGCGAGUCCGCAGGCAAACGUCGACGCAUCUCCGCACAUAGCCUUGAACAACCUGCCAGGGAUAGGCGGAGCAGCAAGGAUGAAACCAAAGCAGGACAAGAUUUCUCAAAUACUCAUGGGCAAAAGACAUCGAGAUUCGGCCUCGGUGUACGCCAACGUCAAGGAGCCGUACCCGUACACGGCCGGUUUCCACAACAUGAUCUCGGUGAUUAAGCACCGGCUACCCCUGAACAAACUCAUCACCAUCGCAAGAGCCCUUGGCGAGAUCCGCCCGUCCUUUAUUGCCUGCACCAAGGAUCUGACUCGCGAAGAUUUGCUGUUCAUGGAGAAGUGCUUCCAACGUACUCUGUUCGAGUUUGACGAUUUUCUCCAACACUCGUGUGCUCCAACGGUUGUGUGUCGUCGUUCUGGCGAAGUCGCCGCCGUGAACAAGGAGUUUACAGCUUUGACGGGCUGGACGAAGAACGUCUUGCUGGGCAAGGAACCCAACCGAAACGUUUCUGUCGGGCCGACACCGCAAGGCUCCGACGACGGCGACGACGGCAGCACGCGUACUGCUGCUGCCCCGACGCCGCGCCUAAAGCCCGUCACGCUUGACCUGGAUGGCGGGCGGCCACAGCCAGUAUUUCUGGCCGAGCUUCUGGACGACGACAGCGUCGUGCAAUUCUACCAGGACUUUGCCCAGCUCGCAUUCGAAGACAGCCGCGGCAAGGUGCAAAGGAGUUGCAGCCUGAUGAAGUACCGAACGCAAGACAUGCUGGAUGGGAAAGACGCACCGUCUCAGCGGGACAGAAACGGUAUCCUGAGCAGUCGCGUUACCAAGAUUGACAGCGAGCAGGGGAUAUCACGAAUCGAAAAGGAUGGCAGGGUGAACUGCACGUAUUGCUGGACAAUCAAGCGGGACGUAUUCGAUAUCCCCAUGAUGAUUAUUAUGAAUUUCUUGCCACGAUAUUACCCAAACCAGGAACCUCACCAGCUUGCUGUUUAA
This is a messenger RNA of Ustilaginoidea virens, 1968 nucleotides long. RefSeq lists its product as uncharacterized. Gene Ontology annotation, biological process: cellular response to starvation; regulation of DNA-templated transcription. Gene Ontology annotation, cellular component: nucleus. The coding region runs from base 1 to 1968 and encodes 655 amino acids. Gene Ontology annotation, molecular function: zinc ion binding; DNA-binding transcription factor activity, RNA polymerase II-specific; RNA polymerase II transcription regulatory region sequence-specific DNA binding. The transcript has 3 exons. The record is from RefSeq and is a predicted model, not a curated record. Lineage: Eukaryota; Fungi; Ascomycota; Sordariomycetes; Hypocreales; Clavicipitaceae.